AUGGAUUGGUCAGAUGAAGAGGGAGAGAUUCUACCUGACUACGUUGAUGAAUACUAUUUCGUUGAUCAAAGUGACAUACCUGUCAAUUUUUCCGUUCUUCCGACCAAAUGGGACGACGACAAAGAUACAACUGGUAGCUCCAGAAGGACUGUGUACCUGCGUGGCAACAGUGAUUGUGGAAACGAGCCAGUUUGUAAGCUUGCCAAAGCGUGGACGUUUGAUCUUUCUGAGCAACAUGCCAAGAUCGAAGUGCUUCUACAUGGGAUGCGCUGGAUAACUCUACUAAAACCAGCAAAGAGUUAUGAAGCUUUAGUUAGAACAACUCUGGUUACGCUUCAGUGUCUUCACUUUGUUAAAAGGAAUCCGGAGGCAUCUAGUGAUGAUGUAUGGAACAGUUUACACAAACUGGAUGGGAUCCAACCUUCAGAGCAUGACUUAUCAGACAAUGUUUCUCUGGUGUGUCAAGCUAUGAAAAUGGAUGAGGGUUUAACAAAAUCAAAGGUCUUUUCUAAUCUUCCUUGGAAGGAACUUCCAACGCAACAUCAAGAAGAUGCUCAGACACUAAAGGAAGAGAGUUUCAUUGUUGAUGAUAUGUUAGACGCGGAAAACAGCAGCUAUGAUGAUUAUGAGACGAACUUGCAGUGUGAUACAGUCUGUUCUAUUUGUGACAAUGGUGCUUAUACUCGGUGUUGUGAAGGACGCUGCUUGAGAGCUUUCCAUACAACCAUAGCUGAUGGAGUUGAUACAUCGUGUGAAUCACUUGGAUUCCAGGAGACUCGUGUUCAUGCACCUAGAGAAUAUUUCUGUAACAACUGUCUAUACAAACAGCAUCAGUGCUAUGCUUGUGGCCAAUUGGGAUCAUCUGAUGAAAAUUCCUCUCAAGAGGUCUUCCCUUGUUCCGCCUCAAAUUGCGGUCAUUUCUAUCAUCCACUAUGUGUUGCAAAGCUUCUCCACGUUGGUGAUCAAACCAAAACAGAAGAACUUCAAGCCAGUAUUUCUGCUAAAGAUCCCUUUUUCUGUCCUCUACACAUAUGCAAAGUCUGUAAGAAAAUUGAAAACAAAAAGGUACAUGCAUUGCAUUUCGCUGUAUGCAGACGCUGCCCAACGGCUUAUCACAGAAACUGUUUACCUAGGGAGAUUACUUCUGAGCUCAACUGUGACGAGGAAACACCUCGAAGGACCUGGGAAAAACUGCUUCCAUACAAUCGCAUUCUUAUAUACUGUUUGAACCAUGAGAUAGUAGGUGAUCUUGGUACUCCAGCUAGAGACCACUUGGUUUUUCCUGAUAGAUCUGGCCUAAGAAGAACACUAAGUCAUGGUCUUGAACCUGUCAAAGAGGAUGCUAUGGCGACGGGUUCUAAGUAUGUAUUUAGUGGAUCUAGGCAAACAAGGAUGAAAGUUAAGGCCAAUGACUAUCGUAUUAAACGGAGGAGGGAGAGCACUGAAAAAAGGUUGUCGAAAGAAGAAGGUCAUUCUGACGAAAUAGACGACGACGAGUAUUUGGAAUCAAAGAUGUUAUCUAUAAUUGACGAAGUGAAAUCUUCGUUUAGUUUUGAUGACUUUGUUAAGUCUCAUGGGAAAUCCUAUAUACAAUACCAGUCAAGAAAUGAUAUCGACAUGAACAUCACAGCAGAAAUGGUUGAAAGUCAUGUCAAUGCCGCUCGAGCUGCAUCAUAUAUGUUUGAAGAAGGGCGGGACGAAGAGGCUAGAGCAAUAUUUGGUCCAGAUCGUCUAGACCAACUCAUGGAGCAUAAGAGGAAGCUUAAACAUGAUCUUGAUCCUUUUCUCCAUGGAACGCGGUACACAUCGUUUGGUCGUCACUUCACAAAGCUAGAGAAGCUUGAAGAGAUUGUAGAGAGGCUCCACUGUUACGUACGAAAUGGAGAUACAAUAGUGGACUUCUGUUGUGGCUCUAACGAUUUAAGUUGUUUGAUGAAAGAAAAGCUUGAAAAAACGGGGAAAUCUUGCUUCUUCAAGAACUUUGAUCUCAUUCUACCUAAGAAUACUUUCAACUUUGAGCAGAGAGAUUGGCUGAGUGUGAAGAAAGAAGAGUUACCUGACGGCUCCCGACUGAUAAUGGGACUGAGCCCGCCUUUCGGUUUCAAAUCCGAGCUUGCUAACACUUUCAUCGUGAAGGCCCUCGAGUUUAAUCCAAAGAUUCUGAUCCUCAUCGUACCAAGUGAAACAGAAAGGGUCGAUAAGAUAGCUAAUUAUGAUUUGAUUUGGGAGGACACCAAUCUGGUUUCAGGAAAGUCUUUCUACUUGCCCGGGUCCAUAGAUGUGAAUAACAAAACGAUAGAGCACCGGAACAAGAGAACGCCACCUCUGUACCUUUGGAGCCGAAAGGACUGGACUUGGAGCCACAAGACUAUAGCGGUUCAACAGGGUCACAUAACACACAAGAAUCACUCAACUUACGUAGUGGGUCUCCAUCACUCAGAGAUUCCUCAUGAUGAUGUAGUUGAGGGUACAUCUAUAUAUGUGGGAAAUCUUCCUGAAAAUGCCAACAUUGACAUGCUUGAAACUGAAUUCAAGAAAUUUGGAGCUAUUGGCAACAGUGGGAUUCAAGUUGUAAGAAAAAAGGGCUCUGGUUAUACUUGCGGUUUUGUUGAGUUUAGAGACGCAGAUGCUGCCCAGAAAGCAAUAGAGGCUUCAUCUCUGAUGAUCGGUGGAGAGAAAGCUUUCGUGAAAGAGAAGCGAUCUACAGCAAGAGGGGAAGUGGAUAUGGAAAUAGAAAUGUGGGAGGAGGAGGACGUUAUAGAUAUGGCAACAAUUACAAUAGGGGACGAGGAGGACGUUAUAGAUAUGGGAACAAUUACAAUAGGGGAAGAGAAGGAUCUUUUAAUCGCCGAGGCGGCUACGAAUACCGGAAACCAGACAACAACCCAUACUAAACCGGAUUCGGCUUUUGUGGCGGAUGAUCUAAAUGAUUAA
Molecule: messenger RNA, 2934 nt
Organism: Eruca vesicaria subsp. sativa (arugula)
Lineage: Eukaryota; Viridiplantae; Streptophyta; Magnoliopsida; Brassicales; Brassicaceae
Source: the annotation of a GenBank genome assembly